Molecule: messenger RNA, 526 nt
Organism: Linum tenue
Lineage: Eukaryota; Viridiplantae; Streptophyta; Magnoliopsida; Malpighiales; Linaceae
Source: the annotation of a GenBank genome assembly
CUUUAAGACUGAGUGAAGGAGACAGCGGAGAAUCCAUCAUCAGAUGGAGAGGCGCACGACGCGAGAAGGCUAUCGGGAUUGGCCGCUGCGUUUCUGGGAGAUGGGAAGGCCAAAAAAGGCUGGGAAGUCAAAGCCAUCCAAAAGGCCAGUGGAGGAACCAGGAAGGUCAGCCACUCUAGAGACUGUCGAAGUGGUUCCUCAGGAAAAUGAAACUGUGCCAGAAACUCAGCAGGCAACAAGGGAGGGUGAACAUUUGAAUGAGUUGGAGAAUGAAGAGGUUCAGCCCUCGAAUGACGACAUAGCUUUUGAAGAGGACGUGAACCUCAACCAGGGGGCUCACUCUACUGGGGGAGGUUCUUCAGCUCAGAAGAAGAAUGGCAGAGGUCCUGGAAUAAGGGUGAAGCCUGGACAUGGCCUUCACCUUGAGAUACAUGACAAAAGGAUCGUCACACAACAGGCUGCCCAUGAACUCACUUCUAUCUUCAAAAGGGGCAUCACUGGUCCAUGGAUUAAGUUCUCGGAGUAC